AUGUCGUUACUGGGAAUGUUCUGCCCCAUGCUGUUUGACGUCAUCAGCGCUCUGGAGAACUACCACCCCCGUGUCGCCCUGCAGUGGCAGCUGGGUCGCAUCUUUGCCCUUUUCCUAGGGAACCUCUACACCUUCAUCAUCGCACUGAUGGACGCGAUCAACCUUAAAGUGAGGGACCGAUCAGAAAACAGCACUGCUCCACCCGUCACCAUCCACCCUGCUGAUGUGCCGAGAGGGCCCUGCUGGGAGACGAUGGUGGGGCAGGAGUUUGUUCGCCUGAUUAUAUCUGACACAAUGACAACUUACAUUACGCUGCUGAUUGGAGAUUUCCUAAGAGCUGUGCUUGUUCGUUUUCUGAACCAUUGCUGGUGUUGGGACCUGGAGGCUGGAUUUCCUUCGUACUCUGAGUUUGAUGUCAGUGGAAAUGUCCUGGGGCUUAUCUUCAACCAAGGAAUGAUAUGGAUGGGUGCCUUCUAUGCCCCCUGCCUGCCGGCUCUGAACCUCCUGCGACUCCAUGUGUCCAUGUACCUGCAGUGCUGGGCUGUGAUGUGCUGCAAUGUUCCACAGGAACGGGUCUUUAAAGCCUCGGGCUCCAACAACUUCUACAUGGCCAUGUUGCUGGUCAUCCUCUUCCUGUCCACUCUACCGGCCAUUUACACCAUUGUAACCAUCCCCCCAUCAUUUGACUGCGGACCUUUCAGUGGCAAGAACAGGAUGUUUGAUGUGAUCCAAGAGACGCUGGAGUCCGACUUCCCGGCCUGGUUUAGUAAAGUGUUCAGCUAUGCAUCUAACCCUGGGCUGGUGCUGCCCUUUAUAUUGCUCAUGGUGUGAGUCACCAUCAGAGUGCAUGAAUUUAGUGUUUAUACAGUACAGAU
Messenger RNA from Xiphophorus hellerii (green swordtail), 875 nucleotides. Its product is annotated as transmembrane channel-like protein 1. Gene Ontology annotation, cellular component: plasma membrane. Lineage: Eukaryota; Metazoa; Chordata; Actinopteri; Cyprinodontiformes; Poeciliidae. Gene Ontology annotation, biological process: detection of mechanical stimulus involved in sensory perception of sound; vestibular reflex. The transcript has 6 exons. Gene Ontology annotation, molecular function: mechanosensitive monoatomic ion channel activity. The record is from RefSeq and is a predicted model, not a curated record. Bases 1 to 831 code for a protein of 276 amino acids.